This is a messenger RNA of Trichoplax adhaerens, 1203 nucleotides long. RefSeq lists its product as uncharacterized. The coding region runs from base 1 to 1203 and encodes 400 amino acids. The record is from RefSeq and is a predicted model, not a curated record. NCBI's taxonomy places the organism in Eukaryota, Metazoa, Placozoa, Uniplacotomia, Trichoplacea, Trichoplacidae. Gene Ontology annotation, biological process: RNA processing. Gene Ontology annotation, molecular function: nucleotidyltransferase activity; RNA binding. The transcript is spliced from 4 exons.
AUGUCGAUCCAAGUAGAUACACCCAAUUUCAGGGCUAUCAUAACCGAUGAGUUAAAACGAGUCAUCCAACUUUUCCAAGAAAAUAAUUAUCAAAUCAGAUUAGUAGGAGGAGUUGUUAGGGAUGUGCUCUUGGAUAAGGUUGCCAAAGAUAUCGACUUAGCAACCGAUGCAACUCCUGAUCAAAUGAUUGAAAUCUUGAAAAAAAAUGAAAUCAAAUAUGUGGAAACAGGAUUACAACAUGGAACCAUCACGGUUAUUAUUAAUAAAGCUAUUUUUGAAAUUACUACUUUAAGGAUAGACGCAAUAACAGAUGGGCGUCAUGCACAAGUACAAUUUACUAAUGAUUGGAGAAUUGAUGCUGAAAGAAGGGAUUUAACUAUCAAUGCCAUGUCUCUAUCCAUUGAUGGCACUUUAUUUGAUUACUUUAAUGGACGAGAAGAUCUUAUCAAUAGGCGAAUAAUUUUUGUAGGUAAUACCAGGAAAAGGAUACAAGAAGAUUAUCUUCGCAUUUUACGUUAUUUUCGUUUCUAUGGUCGAAUAGCUGCUAAUGCCGACAGUCAUGAUCCUGAUAUUCUGCAAGAAAUUCGUCAUACAGCUGCUGGACUCGAGAAAAUCGCUUCGGAGCGGAUUUGGAUGGAGAUGUCGAAAAUAUUAGUCGGAAAUUUUGCCCCCGAUCUCCUACGUCUCAUGUAUGAUCUCGGUGUCGCUUCACAUAUCAAUUUACCAAAAGACGGUAAUGUUGAAGAAUUUCAAGCGAUAUGGGAUCGAAUGCGAAAUUAUAAGCCCCAACCUGCUGUCUUACUCGCAAGCUUGGUGAAUUCUGUAUCAAGCGCUGAAGCGCUAGCUAGGACGUGGAAGUUAUCGAACGUGGAACGAUUUUUGAUGAAGUUUAUAACUGGCAAGAGACAAAAUCACUAUACGAUACUUAAGCAAUAUCAAGACUUACUAUUUGACAAAGAAACCAUGUCCAGAGAUCAUAUCAUUCAACUAAUGUAUUACAAUGGUCAUUCACAAUUAGUGGAUGAUAUUAAUAAUUGGGUAAUUCCCAAAUUUCCUAUAGGUGGUAAUGACUUAAAAUCUUUAGGUCAUAAGCCUGGACCUCAAUUUAAAAGAACCCUGGAUAUGCUGAAAAAGCAUUGGAUGGAUACCAAUUAUAAGACUACCAAAGAAGAGCUACUUAUGUUGAUCCAGUCUAACAAAUGA